Messenger RNA from Neodiprion fabricii, 1350 nucleotides. Its product is annotated as mucin-5AC-like. Bases 1 to 1350 code for a protein of 449 amino acids. The record is from RefSeq and is a predicted model, not a curated record. The transcript has 3 exons. Lineage: Eukaryota; Metazoa; Arthropoda; Insecta; Hymenoptera; Diprionidae.
AUGCACGACGUACCAGACGCACUUUCAAGACGACACAAAGACGAAGAACACAUAGAAACAAUAGAAGACACGACAGACAAAUGGUACACAUAUAAGAAAACACAAAAAGACAACAUGGAAAACACACAACCAAGAAUACCGGCCCUGAUGACACUGCGACUGACGAGACCGACGACAACAAAUACAAACACAGAGAGAACACCACUACUACAAACACCAGGACAGGCCCCACACCCACACAGAUACGGACGCGACGGCACACACCAGACAGAGACCCGACGAACUCUACUACCGACGCCCACCACACACAUACAGGUAACAAAGACCGCCACGACAACAACACACAUAACAACCACUGCACCCACAGCCACCCAGAAACACUCACAAACACACACACACAUGACCACACACCAGUUACACUCUCCGGACCAAGGCAAUGCCCAAAAUGCAACGGGCUGGUCCGGGACACUAAAUACCCACAACACGUACAAACCUGCACACAAACUAACACAGACACACAACACCCAGCACAAAUUGUCACACACCCACCAACAGUCACCCAAACCACACGAACCACAGCCACGCACACGACUACACACCCACCUACCAAGAAACAAACACCCCACACACCCUACAUCGACACCAACACCACGACACACACCACCCCCCGCAUCACCCGCUCUAUGGACACGUACCAGACUCACGAGACCACAGACAACAGAAGACAGGAUCCUACAAACAUUCGCCAACAUGGACACACGCACAGAACCGACGCAGACAAGACAGACAUACAAAAAACACAUAGGACCACCCCUAGAAAUAAUAUCAAUAAUUGCUAACCUACAAGCGACAAACACCCUGGACGACGAACUACGGGCACAAAGAGACAGAUACAUGACCAGACGGGCACACCAACAUACAAACACAGACGAGACUGAAGCCAGCACCUCCACACACCAACCACACACCACACAUCAAACAGCACCACACAAAACACAACCCUCAAACACACCAGACACCGACACCGACACAGACUCCACCACCUCCACCGCAGAGACAGUUAUACACAUCGAAACAACACACACAACGACGCCAAAGACACAAACGACGGACGACGACACAGACAAUAACACCGACACCACCUCACUCACCGACACAGACGAACAUACACAAACACCCCAACCAAUCACACACACCACACGGGACUCAAGACGAUACAAAAAACGAAAAACAAUACAACCACGGAGAAGCAACCACGAGCCACAAGAAAUAAGGAGCAACGCAAAAACUCACCAAGACCCACACCGACGAGAGCCACCGUACCAAAACCAAAAAUUGAAGCACAAAUAG